AUGUCAUCGCAAAUAUGUGAUCCUAAAAAUGAGAAAGAACUUAUUUGUUUGCAUAGGAAGUCAAUAGCUUUGAGACAUUCUCAUUAAACUAGUACUAUGCUUUUGAGGGUUCAAAUAAUGCUGAAAAAAUAUCAGAAUAAAAAACAAUAAUAAAGAGAAAUUACCACUCUAAGCAGCAAAAUAGCAUUUCAGACAUUGUAAAUUUGCUACCAGGACAUAAUGGAGAUCAUAUGCAAAUCAAUAGUAGCCGUAGAUUAAGUAUUGUCUCAUAAAUCUCACUCAAAGAAACUUUUUCAAACGAUUCUUCUACCCAGAGAGGUGGUGGAGCGUGGCAAACAAUGA
This is a messenger RNA of Stylonychia lemnae, 342 nucleotides long. The record is from the annotation of a GenBank genome assembly. Lineage: Eukaryota; Ciliophora; Spirotrichea; Sporadotrichida; Oxytrichidae.